UCGUGCAGAAGGGUUCACUGCCUGUCAACUCUCCCAGUUUACUCUUCCGCUCUGUUAUUUCUUCUUCUUCUUCUUCUUCUUCUUCUCCGUUCUAGGGUUUCGUCGAUCCCCACCGUUGCCCGAUCGGAGAAUUUCUUCAUUUCUCAGCUCCAAUCGCUCCUCCUCGCCUUCGAAUUGACUGUUUCAGCUAUGGACGGCGGCGGCAAUUUGGAGGCGGCGAUAGAGCAGCUCCUGAAUGUGGAGAAGCAGAUGAGAUUGGCCGGCGACGUGGCCGGCACCAAGAAGGCGGUCACGGACAUCUUGCAGCUAUGCUUCGAAGCUAAGGCUUGGAAAACCCUGAAUGAUCAGAUUGUACUCUUAUCUAAACGACGCGGCCAGCUCAAGCAGGCCGUGACUGCUAUGGUUCAGCAAGCGAUGGAAUAUAUUGACCAGACUCCGGACCUUGAUACUCGUAUUGAGCUCAUUAAGACAUUGAACGCUGUAUCUGCUGGAAAGAUUUAUGUUGAAAUUGAGAGGGCACGGUUGAUCAAGAAACUCGCUAAAAUCAAGGAAGAACGAGGCCUGAUUGCCGAAGCAGCAGAUUUGAUGCAAGAGAUCGCUGUGGAAACUUUUGGAGCAAUGGCAAAGACAGAGAAAAUUGCGUUCAUCCUUGAACAAGUCCGUUUGUGCUUAGAUCGCCAGGAUUAUGUUCGUGCACAAAUCCUUUCAAGGAAGAUCAGUCCAAGAGUGUUUGAUGCUGAUCCUUCGAAAGAGAAAAAAAAACCCAAAGAGGGUGAAAAUAUUGUUGAAGAAGCUCCAGCCGAUAUACCGUCACUCUUGGAGUUGAAGCGAAUUUACUAUGAAUUGAUGAUACGGUAUUAUUUUCACAACAACGAUUAUCUAGAGAUUUGCCGCUGCUAUAAGUCAAUAUAUGAGAUUCCAUCUGUCAGAGAGAACCCAGACCAAUGGAUUCCAGUUCUCAGGAAAAUCUGCUGGUAUCUUGUCCUGUCACCACAUGAUCCAAUGCAGUCAAGCCUUCUUAAUGCUACUCUUGAAGAUAAAAAUCUCUCAGAAAUUCCUCAAUUUAGGUUGUUGUUGAAACAGUUGGUCACAAUGGAGGUUAUCCAAUGGACAGCUCUUUGGGAUAAUUUCAAGGAUGAAUUCGAGAAUGAGAAAAACAUGCUUGGAGGCUCGUUGGGUGAGAAAGCAGCAGAAGAUCUCAGGCAAAGAAUAAUUGAACAUAAUAUCAUUGUUGUUUCCAAGUAUUACUCGCGGAUAACCUUGAAGAGACUUGCAGAGUUGCUAUGCCUUAGCAUUCAGGAAGCUGAGAAGCAUCUCUCUGAAAUGGUCGUCUCGAAGUCCUUGGUGGCAAAGAUUGAUAGGCCGAUGGGAAUAAUCUCUUUCCAGACAGCAAAGGACAGCAAUGACAUUCUGAACUCGUGGGCAAUGAACUUGGAGAAGUUGCUUGACCUCGUUGAGAAGAGUUGCCAUCAAAUACACAAGGAGACCAUGGUUCACAAGGCUGCUUUGAGAGUCUAGAGCAUGCUUUGGAAAGAUGCAGGGCUGUCUUUGCAGGUUAGCGAACUUUGACAUCUGGUGUGGGCUGAACUGACCGAUCCGUUUUCCGUUUCGCCAACCGGCGUCGGUCAAGAAUGUGCUAAUGCUUUCUCCUCGAGUUUCUUUACGGAUUUCCUCAAGGGUUUAGGGAACUGGGAUAUAUAGUCAGAAAAUUCCGAAAUUCUGUUGUAUGCUAUUCAGACAGUUGUUUCGAUGGGAGGCGGGGAUUUAUGGUGGUGGUUUAUUUCCUCAGUAACAUGAAGAUAUCAAGUGCUGCAUUCUUUGCUUUGAACUUUCUCAUCAUACUGCUUCUGUUGCUUUCAAGAAUCGCUAAUUUUGGGGGAAUUUUGGUCUUCA
Molecule: messenger RNA, 1893 nt
Organism: Punica granatum (pomegranate)
Lineage: Eukaryota; Viridiplantae; Streptophyta; Magnoliopsida; Myrtales; Lythraceae
Source: RefSeq, a predicted model, not a curated record